Molecule: messenger RNA, 3525 nt
Organism: Aspergillus saccharolyticus JOP 1030-1
Lineage: Eukaryota; Fungi; Ascomycota; Eurotiomycetes; Eurotiales; Aspergillaceae
Product: RNA-binding ribosome biosynthesis protein MAK21
Exons: 4
Coding region: 35-3448 (1137 amino acids)
Cellular component (GO): nucleus
Source: RefSeq, a predicted model, not a curated record
GCACUUUGGCCCUUUCAAUCUCAACCCUGUCAUUAUGGCUAAAGGCAAGGGUAAAGGCUUUGCUUCUGGAGCGAACACCGUCGUCCCUGAAGGUGGUGUUGCCCUUCCCAAAAAUACCAGCGCUGCCGCUGUCGCCGCCGAGGCUCUUCCUCAGUUGGAGGAGAGUGCUUUCGCCGGCUUGCGACAGAAGAUCGAACAGCGCUUAAAGGAUCAGAACAACGCAAAGCAGAAGUCGAAGAAUGGCAAAGGGAAGUCCGCGCCAGCUGAUACUCCUAAGAAGAAUCAGGAGGUCGCAUCGAAAGCUGAAUCGAAGCCGGCUGCCGGGAACGAUAAGAACAACAAGGGCACGAAGCGGGAUCGCAAUGGUGAUGUGAUUGCCGCGGGCGAGACGAAGGGUAUCGGCAAGGAAAAGCCAAAGGGCAAGGAAGAUAAUGAUGAUGUUCUGCGGCAGGAGAUCUUGGCUCUUGGAGGUACGGAAGAGGACUUGGACCUUCUGGCUGGUGUUGAUUCCGAGUCCGAGGUCGAGAAUACCACCGGGAAGAAAUCCAAGGGCAAGUCUGAGGAGGACUCCCUGAGAAAGGAGCUUGCUAGCAUGCUCGCUGCCGCCGGUCAGGUCGUUCCUGAUGACCUCGAAGACGAGGAAGUCGAAGAGGAGGAAGAGGACGCCGAAGAGGACGACAAUGAGGACGAGACAGGUGACAUGGAGGACGAUGCUGAGGUUGACGACGAGGAGGAACUGGUAGAUGAGGACGAAGACGAUGCGGAAGAAGAGGCUUCAGAAGAUGAGCCUCCUGCUCCGGCCCCGAAGGAGGACAAAAAGGAGAAAGCCGCUAAGCAGGCCGCUCCUGAAAACAUCUUUCCCAAGGAAUUCUCCAAAUUGUCCGUUCCCCCUAGAUCCGACUGGUACAUGAUCGAACUUCCCACCAUCGCGAAGAAGGAAUCGAACCCUGUUCCGCGCCACCUGAUCGAGCGAUUCCACAACCAUGCCAUUUCGCUGCUCGAGAAGGAGGCUAAAGAGUACGCUGACGCACAGGCGGCGUCCGCUUCAUCAUCCCACAAGUUCUACACUACCAUCAUGUCCACCGGUACGCUCAGCGAUAAGAUUUCCGCCUUGACGCUUGCCGUACAAGAAUCGCCCCUCCACAACACCAAGGCUUUGGAGAACCUGAUUGCGCUGGGCAAGAAGCGCAGUCGUGCUCAGGCUGUUGAAGUCCUCCGGUCUCUUAAGGAUAUGUUCGCCCAGGGUACCAUUCUGCCCAGCGACCGCAGACUUCGGGCCUUCGCCAACCAGCCUUCGCUUGUGGCUGCAUUGCAGGGUGUGAGCAACCGGUGGUCCGAGGGAGACGCUCUGCCUAACGGUCUCCAGAACAGCCAUCUGAUCGUCUGGGCCUACGAGCAUUUCCUCAAGGACCAAUAUUUCGAGGUUUUGAAGAUUCUUGAAGUCUGGUGCAACGACGAGAUUGAUUUCUCCCGCUCUCGCGCUGUCAGUUAUGUCUACGAACUGUUGAAGGAGAAGCCUGAGCAGGAGACGAACCUUUUGCGCCUCUUGGUGAACAAGCUUGGUGAUACUUCCAAGAAGAUCGCUUCGCGAGCCUCUUACCUGCUAUUGCAACUCGAACAAGCACACCCUAUGAUGAAGCCCACGAUCAUCUCCGCUGUUGAGGAAGUCCUCUUCCGACCUGGUCAGAGCCAGCACGCCAAAUACUACGCCAUCAUCACACUGAACCAGACGGUCCUUAGUCUCAAGGAGGAGAAGGUCGGCGAGAAAUUGCUCGACAUCUACUUCGCCCUCUUCGUGUCUCUGCUGAAACCUGCUAAGGAAGAAACGGGCAAGGGCCACAAGGGUAAGAAGAAUGGCAAGUUCGGAAACAAGAGCAAGGGCAAGGGCAAGGGCAAGGACGACGACAAAGGCCAAGCGCAAACCGAAGAGAUGCAGGAUAAGUUGACAUCUGCAGUCUUGACUGGUGUGAACCGAGCUUAUCCCUUUACCAGCUCCGACAGUGAACGCCUGUCCAAGCACAUCGGUACUCUCUUCCGCAUCACGCACUCAUCCAACUUCAACACUAGUAUCCAGGCCCUCAUGUUGAUCCAGCAAUUGACGGCCUCUCACCAAGUCGGUGCGGAUCGCUUCUACCGCACUUUGUACGAGUCUCUGCUCGACCCUCGACUCGCGACGUCCUCCAAGCAAUCCCUGUACCUCAACCUUCUCUUCAAGUCUCUCAAGAAUGACUUGAACACCCGCCGUGUUAAAGCCUUUGUCAAGCGUCUCCUCCAGAUUCUCGGGAUGCACCAGCCCGCAUUCAUUUGCGGUGUCUUCUACUUGAUCCGCGAGCUGGAGAAGACGUUCCCUGACCUCAAAGCCUUGUUUGACCAGCCUGAGCUUAACGACGAAGAUGAGGAGGAAGUCUUCCGAGACGUUCCCGAUGAAGACGACGAGCCCCAGGAGCAGCCGGAGAAGACAACCCCCGAGAAGCCCUCGACCCGUUAUGAUCCCCGCAAACGGGACCCCGAGCACAGCAACGCCGACCGGACGUGUCUCUGGGAACUUCUGCCCUUUUUGUCUCACUUCCAUCCCUCGGUCUCAGUCAACGCGGCUCAUCUCCUUGACCACCAAACAAUGAGCGGCCAGCCCGACUUGACUAUCCACACUCUCACCCACUUCCUUGACCGCUUCGUCUACCGCACUCCUAAGGCGGCGGCGACCACCCGCGGAGCCUCGAUUAUGCAGCCUCUUGCUGGCAGCGACGCUAAGGACCGCCUCGUUGCUGCUGUCAAGACUGGCCCGCAGUUGCAGCUCAACUCGGAAGCCUUCUGGAAGAAGAAGGCGGAAGAUGUGGCGGCCGAGGAUGUCUUCUUCCACGAGUACUUCAACCGGGUCGGCAAGGGCCAGGAGAAGGACCAGGCCCGUAAGAAGAAGGCCGCCAACGCUGCAGGUGCUGAGGAUGAGGACGGCGAGAUCAGCGAGGCCGAAUCCGAGAUCUGGAAGGCCCUGGUGGACUCCCGCCCCGAGCUGGAAGCCGGUCUUAGCGACGACGACGAUUUGGACCUGGAUGACCUGGAAUCUGCCUACGAUCAGAGCGACGACGACGAAGCCGGUGGGGACGACGAAGUGGAGAUUAACCUCGACUCCGACGAGGAGAUGGAGGACAUCGACGAAGUCCCCGCGCCGACCAAGAAGACGAAGAAGGCCAAGGCAGAAGCGGAGCCGUCGGACGACGAGGAUGCGUUCGACAUGGACGUCUCGGACGAGGAGGCGUUCAUCGACAGCGACGAGGAGCUGCCGUCGGACGUGGAGCUCGACGCUCACCUGCCCACGGCGUCCAAGGAGAAGGACGAGAAGGACAAGGACAGUGGGCGCAAAAAGCGGCGCAAGCUCAAGCACCUGCCUACCUUUGCGUCGGUGGAGGAUUAUGCGGCCCUGCUGGCCGGGGAGGACGAGGGGAUGUGAUUCUUAUUUUGAUGUUGCUGUACUUUGUCAAUCGCAUUUGCAGAUACCACAAAAGCUCUGUCGUAUUUCUCUUUUUU